Molecule: messenger RNA, 488 nt
Organism: Alligator mississippiensis (American alligator)
Lineage: Eukaryota; Metazoa; Chordata; Crocodylia; Alligatoridae
Gene: C1H11orf97
Product: chromosome 1 C11orf97 homolog
Exons: 4
Coding region: 43-369 (108 amino acids)
Cellular component (GO): ciliary base
Source: RefSeq, a predicted model, not a curated record
GCGGGCGGGCCCGCAGGCGGCGACGGCGGCGGCGGCGACGGCAUGAGGGAGGCGGCCGCGGAGCAGCGGCAGGCGGCGGCCGAGGAAGCGGCGAGCAGGGCCUGCGCGGAGGCGGCGGGAGGCGCCCAGCCCUGGAAGAAAUUCGUGUAUGUCGAGCCGCCUAAGAGAGUGAAGGAGAUCCUGGAGGAAGAGCUUUAUUUUCGGAGAGACGAAUGUCAAAUUAAACAGCCGGCCGCAGUGGCUCUGGAAGGCAUUUGGAGCGUGAAAAGAAAUUUAUCUAUGGAAGGCCUGAAGCCAGCAUCACAGAACAGGAACAGUUUACUUUCACAACCUAAGUACUACUCCAGGCACGGAGGAAUAAGAAGGUGAAAAGCAGCAUCUCCCUUUACAGAGGACCCCCGGCAAAGGGCAGAUGCACCUGUGUGUUACCAAAACUACAUCAUUUUUUUGCAGCAAACUCCAAGUACCACCAGCUAGAAUAUGUAUAA